GGCACUGAUGCUGGAAAACCUCCAGAAACACUCUACUCCUCAUACUGGGUUCCAGCCAAAUUCUCAGAUGGGGGAGGAAAUGGGACAGAACAGCUUUAUAAAGCAGUACCUAGAAAAGCAGCAGGAACUGCUACGACAGCGGCUACAGAGAGAAGCACGAGAGGCACAAGAAACUGAAGAUCCUUUAGCGGAGUCUGAGGAAGAAAAUACAAAUCCUGACAUUGUGCCGGAGCCUCCUGAUGAUAUUAUCUGUUCUGUUUUGAAGAGGCCAGAUGUUGAGCUGGGAAAACGCACUCCGAAAAAAAGUCUUUCUGUCUUGGAAGACCAAGAUGAUUCUGAGGAAGAGAUUCCCAAAAAGAGGGAGAGGAGGUCAUCUCGAGUAAAACAGGCUAAACCUUCAAGACCUCCUGUUUUAAACACCGCCAACUCAGGAGCAAGAGCCACGCAGGUCAUCUACCCGUGUGCGACGGUCUAAGGGAGACCUUGCCAAGGAAGAAGCAGAAGAUGUGGGUGAGGAAGAGGAGGAAACAAUGGAAGAAAAGGAGCUACCCAUUGAGAAAGAUGAAGAAGAAACUCCUAAAAGAAGACGAUCCUCGAGAUCCACUACUAUUCAGCAGAAAAAGUCUCCAAAAGCCAAGCGUUCACCUUCUCCUCCUGAAUUAUCAGAAACUGUUUCCAAAUCAACUUUUGCUGACUCUGAAGAAAUAACAGAGGAACGUGUUCCACCACUGCUUUCUCUGGAAGGGUUCCAACAUCGGGUCUCUGUAAAGCAGAUGACCACAACAACUGAAAAAGCAGUUUCCCCAAAAUUUCUUCACAAGGAGAGCUUAAAGAGUCAUAGAUCUCCUCAAAAGGGGGGGCGUUAUGUGAGAGAGCGUAAUGAGAGCAAUUCAAAUCCUCCAGCACCACAGCCUUCAGCUGCUACUUGUACAAUCCAGCAGACUCCUAAUUGGUGUCAAGAAGCUGAAAAAGUUAAACCGAAAAUACAGGAUUCACAUAUGACUCAGGAGACUGUGAGGGGAUCCAUGACAAGAGGUGCCACAACAAAAGAUGUCAAAGUGAAAUCAUCACUGGUUCUUAUAAAGCCUCCGGUUCGUUCAAAAUCUGGAGGUAAAGCAUAUGUGCGUGAACAGAGCUUGCAUAUAGUGGAGAAGUCCUCAUCGAGGGGGGUACAAGCUAUGUCCAUUUUAGAGAAGCAAGAACCAGAAUCAAAGGAAAAUAAAGAGCGUACCAUUACAUUGUCAAGCUGUCCUGAAGUGGGGAGAUCAAAUGUUAAGACCAUGUCUAUUUUAGAGAAGGUAGACAAGGACAAAUUGGAUGCAAAUUCAGCAGUGUGCAGUGAUGCUUUUGAAUCUGACAAAACAGUAGUUUCCUCAGUUUCUGUUUCCAGCUUACCUAAAACAAGAAAACUUCGAGUCCGGUCAUCCUCUUCAAAUCGGAAACAGCCAGAAACUAAUAUUUUAAAAACGGUAAAUCACCCUGACAUUCAAGAAAAACAUGAAACAGAGGUGCUUAAUGUGUCACUUGAUGUGGCGCAAACACCUCUACCUGCAUGGACUAAGUUAGACAAGCCAGAGCUGCAGUCAUGUGGGCUAAACCAGACAAAGGAAGUAGCAACUGAUUUGCCAAGUGUGCAGGAUAAAGAAAGUUUAUUAACUGUAACAGAAGAGCUUACUGAGAAAUCAAAUUUGGGUGUUUCUCAUGUGUCUGGUCCUGACGUAAUAGGAGGGAUCACCAUCAGCACUGACCAUUCUCUGGGUAAAGAAGUCUCACAUUCUGGCUCAGUGGAAGUACAACAACCCUUUUUAGGAAAUCUGAGCUCUGAAAAAGAAGAACCUAUGCAUAUGAAUGAAAUUUCAGAAAUCAAACAAACAGAAGUCAAACCAGCUGCUGAAGAAGAUUUGAAUAUGUUUGAAAAUACUGUGCAAUUAAAGGAAUCUGUGAAAUUGGAGCAACCAAAUGAAGUUGCUUCUGAAAUGGUUCUAGGGGAGAUUCCAUUAAAGCCAUUUGCUGAAAUAAGUGUAUUAGAAUCUGAAGCUACAACAGGGACUCAUGAAUCGUCUGCGAGUGUGACAGAAACGUUUGAAGAUUCCGAAAUAACAGAGAGGGCUUCUGCAAUCACAUCGGAUGGUAAUGCAGAAUCUCUGGCUGUCCAUGAAACUAUGACAUGUGACCCAGAUUUACAAAAAAUGUCUGACAUUUUGACACCGAAAGAUGCUCCACAAAUAACAUCACAUCAAGACAUAGUCACAAAGCCAGUUGUUUUUGAACAAUCAACAUUUCCAUCAAGCAAAACUGAAUAUUCUAUUACAUCUGAAUUAGACACACAAGUGGAUGAUGUUGCAGGUGUUCAAAUAACUCAUGAAGCCAUGGUCAAAAAUCAAGCUCCAUUUGAGACACCAGAAAAAGCCAUCUCUGAUGAUGAAAUCAUAACACAACCUACUCAGGAUUUUCUUACAGCUAUACCAGAUAUGACAGAGGCGUUGCGCACCGAGGAUAUUGUAACAAAAGACAGUGAUUUGGUGGACCAUGAAAUCAUUGAGCCAAAAGGUGAUAAAGAGUUUCCUGCUGUACAAGAGUCUGAAAUAAUGCCACCAGAGAUUUCCACAGGCAGUCAGAAUUCUAAUGUGAAGAUGUCAGAUGUACAUUUGCCUAAGGAUGUGAAAAUGACUGAGGCAAAUGUUCCAUCUUCUGAUGUGGAGAUGACUGAGGGGAAUGUGCUGUCUACCCAUGUGGAGGUGACUGAGGGGAAUGUGCUGUCUACCCAUGUGGAGGUGACUGAGGGGAAUGUGCUGUCUACCCAUAUGGAGGUGAUGGAGGGGAAUGUUCUGUCUACCGAUGUGGACAAGACUGAAGAAAAUGUUCUGUCUAAAGAUGUGGAGAAGAUUGAAGGGAAUGUUCUGUCUACCAGUGUGGAGAAGACUGAAGAAAAUGUUCUGUCUAAAGAUGUGGAGAAGACUGAAGGGAAUGUUCUGUCUACUGAUGUGGAGAAGACUGAAGGAAAUGAUCUGUCUACCGAUGUGGAGAAGACUGAAGGAAAUGUCCUGUCUAUCGAUGUAGAGGAGACUGAAGGAAAUGUUCUGUCU
This is a messenger RNA of Staurois parvus, 3086 nucleotides long. The record is from the annotation of a GenBank genome assembly. NCBI's taxonomy places the organism in Eukaryota, Metazoa, Chordata, Amphibia, Anura, Ranidae.